AUGGAGUGGUUGAAUAAUAAAUCAACAUGGACUCUGUGUUGGCAAGCAUCUCGACAUGGUUGGGCAGCGUCUACUUUUCAUACAAACUGUGAUUUUAAAGGACCAACUGUGACGAUUGUUUCCGUAGACGCAGGAAAAUAUGUAUUUGGUGGAUACAGUGAUAUUUCAUGGGAAGGUAUAUAGACUAUACAUAAAAUUUUAGAUUGAGCUGAACCGAAAGGAUUUUUACUGAAAUUUACAGCUUUUCAUACGUCUCUAUAGGCAUGUAUAUUAAGUUUCUAAGGUAUACAUCAUGAGAUACGCAUGUUAAACAUUACAUGGAAUAACUAUUGAUUCUUUAGAUUAUUCGAUGCCAGGGGCGCACAUUCGAAAAAAAUUUGGGGUGUCCUAUGUUCUGGGACCGACUUUUGUAGUAUUGGUAAGAAAAGCCAACUACUUAAAGCGCAUAGACGGUAAGACGGUAAGACAGAACUUUUGCAGUGGGCUAAACUUUCGGAAGGGGGGGGGAAUUUAUGGAUUUCGAGUGCGAGCGCCGUAGGCGCGAGGAAAAUUUUGAAUUUCUAGAUUCAUUAGAACGCUAUUUCACGUAUUUCAGGACAAGGUUUGAAGAAAACUUACAACCACAAAAAGGCAUUUUUAAGUCGCCUAAUGUUGUUAGAUCGAAAAAAUAUUUAUGUAAAACAUAGUUUUGUACACGCAAAUACAACAGCAAAAUAACAUCCUGUCUUCAUUUUUGUAGAAGUCGUUCAUGAGUGUUGCCUUGAGCGCAAAUUCAAGUUUAAAUGUGCUUUAAAGCAACCAUAGGCAUUUUUUACUGGAGUUAGGAUUCUAGGUAGGGAAGACUUCAACUUUUAUUGGCAAACAGAAGAGAUAGGUAUCAUUAUUCACACAUCGUACCCCCACCCCAAUUUCUGCCCGGAUUUCAGCUUUUCACAAGGGCAGUUCUUAUGCCCAUUGCAGAGCCCCCCGAGCCCCCAUCUUGGCUACGCCGCUGAUUUACUUCUGCCUUCCAAAGUUUCAGCUUUUACGACAAGACUAACAAUGCACAUUUUAACUGCACCGCGGGGGCUUGAGGUAAUCGGAUCGCAUUACGUUGGUUGAACUGUUGCAACACGGAAGUUGAUUAGUUGCUCUCUUGGUUUGUGUCAGUGAACUCUAAUUUGUGUAUGUCUAAUUCGUUUUUCUUUGUCUAAUUCGUCUUUCUUAUGUUUAUGCAACUUCCAUUUCCAGAAUGUCCAUUCAGGUUUUGGGACCGACUUUUUAGAUAUAUUUCACAAAACAUGGGGGGGGGGGUCACACCCCCACACCCCCCUAAUGUGCGCCCCUGUUCGAUGCAUAUGGUGCUGCCCAUAAUGAGGGUCCUGAAAAGAGGAGAGAGGAGGGUGUCUCUCGAGUCUGGAUUUCAUUUUCCAGCCGUUUUUUUUUACAAAAUUCCAAUUUCAACUGUAAACUUGAAGAGCAGUUGUUUUAUAUCUAUAUAUGUGUUGACUUAUUCUGCUUUCAAUAUUAAUAUAUAGCUCUUUUUAGCAUAACUUAACGAAAUAAAAGGUUUCAAGUCUAUAUAAAUAGCUGUCAUUUUCUGCCUAGUGCAUUGCAUAGAAAAAGUAAAUCACUGACACGAUGAACGAGCUAAAAUAACUUUGAGUCGGCUUCCAUGCAAGCAGACGUUUUAACCAAACACUCGAUCAAACAUUGCUCGAAUUGCAUAUCAUCACACCAUUGCGCACCCAUGCUUGUAAAUAUUUAUAACACUUGAAUAAUAAAAUAACAAAUUGUCAUUGUUGCAUUAUUAUAUGUUUUCUAGGGAUCAUGUAUGUACAGAAGCAAAGCUCUUCAGCCUUUUUGUUUUCACUUCGCAACAAGGAUGACUUGGAACCAUUCAAAUCUUUAAUCGCGCCUGGUUAUGAGCUUUGGGCAGUAUAUCAGAGUCCAUAUACUGGUCCAGCGUUUGGCCAAGACGGUAUAGAAUUGUACGUUUCUGACAAUGCACAAUUCUCAACUUGCGAAGCAAAUUUUGGCCAGGUUUUCAAACCUCCCCCUGGUUAUAAGUUCAAUAGAAAAACGACAAAAGUACUUCUAGGAGGAAAGGAAAAGUUUCUUCCAAGCGAAAUUGAGACUUACUACCUUGCUGACAAUUGA
Messenger RNA from Paramuricea clavata, 2139 nucleotides. NCBI's taxonomy places the organism in Eukaryota, Metazoa, Cnidaria, Anthozoa, Malacalcyonacea, Plexauridae. The record is from the annotation of a GenBank genome assembly.